AAAGUACGAGUACUCGGCUACUCAACACGCUUGACGCUAGUCGCUAGUACAUAUAUACGCUAUACAGCCACUAGUCAGGCGUCGUCUCCUCAACGUCUCGCAAACUGCAGGGUGAUUGGGUGGAUGUUGUGUGUGUGUGUGUGUGUGUGUGUGUGUGGUACAGCUUUGGCCUUUGCGCCUUUGAGAUGAGAGACUGCGGGUCUUGCCUGAAACUCGCACCGCCUGCCGCGUGCCGCGUGCCGCCGCGCCUUUUACUCCAUCCUGCGUUGUGUUGCGUUGCGUUGUGUUGGGUCGUGUUGCGUUUCAGUUUUGCGUAUUAACGCACGUGGUAAACACUGCAGACUAACUGCUAACUCGCACUUAUACGUAGUAAGAACGCCAACGUGACGGUACGGAACGUAAGAAGAUAUUGUCGUAAACUGUGCGCGCGCUAACCCUAACCACUACCGAAAUUUCAAAUUUCUCGCAACGGCCUAACUACGAGUACUCGUACUCGUAUUCGUAUUUGUACUUGCCUACGCGUACCCAAGCACCUACUCCAACUCGUGCUCGUGCUCGUGCUCGUGCAAGUACAUACCGUAUCAGUGCAAGUGUGUGCGUAAUAUUGUGCCGAGUUUUUGUUUUACAACAGAUACCUACUUAGGUACACACGAGACCAAGUGCCGAUGACAUUGCACCACGUGGCGCGGACGCGGACGCGGGCGCGGGCGAAUGGCACUUAUAAAUAGUACGCGAUACGAAGACGACGACGACGACGAGGAGUAUGUACAGUGUUGUGGGUCAUCAUACAUACGGACGUGCAGAUCGACGUCAUCCUAAUCGGCAACAACAGUCUCAAAAUGCACAGCAUCAGCAAAAUCCGCAUCAACAUGGUCACGGUCACGGUCACGGUCACGGUCACGGUGGCUCGCAAUUACAAUUGCAAUCCGCCAGCAAUUUCAGCUUGUCCAACAAACGACGCGGCUGUCGCAACAGACAUCGUGAACCUUUGACGCUGAGAUUUUUCAACUACAUCAAAAACAGAUUCAAACCCGUAGUCGAAGAAGAUGUAGAUGAAUCAAAUGUACACGUUGUUAGAUAUCGUCCGGAAGAACUCACCAAGUUGACCAAAGUUACAAGAUUCAACAAGAAAGAAAUUCGACUAAUUUAUCGCGGAUUCAAACAGGAAUGCCCUUCUGGUUUAGUGGAUGAAGAUUCGUUCAAACAUAUAUUUUCGCAAUUUUUCCCUCAAGGAGAUGCCACUCAGUAUGCUCAUUAUGUGUUUGGCACUAUGAAACGAAAUCCUUCUGGUAAAAUUAGUUUCGAGGAUUUUCUCGGAAUCUUAUCCAAGGUAUCACGAGGGAGUGUUCAAGAAAAAUUGCAGUGGAUCUUUGGCCUUUAUGACAUCAACAAAGAUGGCCAUAUAACUAAAAAAGAAAUGGUGGAUGUUGCGAAUUCCAUAUAUGAAAUGUUGGGCAGGCACACCCAACCACUAGUAGAUGAGCAUUCGGCCACGGAACAUGUCGAUAAAUUAUUUCACUUGAUUGAUCUGAACAACGAUGGCGUGGUGACUAUUGAAGAAUUGGUUGAUUGGUGUUUGCGAGAUGAACAAAUCAUUAGAUCUCUAGAAACUCUAGACACUGUGUUAUGAGGGCUUUUUCAUCACUGUUAUCAACACCAAGCUGUUGAUGAAUGGAGGAUGGGUGCCUGGUCCCUACUGCCUGUGCUGUAAAUGCCAAUGUACCUACCUUCCUGCCACCAGAAACACUACCUACGUUUAACAUCUUUACCAACAUGUGGUACAUGACCACAAUGCACUCUUCCUACGCGGAGCAGCGUAUAUGUAUGUGAAACUUGUUUUGUUUGUCUUUGUAUACCUACUUGCAGGGUCUGUGUGAGAGUUAUCAUCAUUGCGUACUUGCGGAGAUUCUCUGAUUUGGUACUCCAUUUUCACCUGAAGUAGUUCCUGGAGGGAUAGCGUGCUUUUUCAUUGUUACCAGAUUUUAUCCGAUUCAUCGACUUGUUAAAUAAUUUGUUCGUUUGUUUUGUUAAUUUAUUUUUUCCUUCAUUCGCUUAUUUACUUGUACAAUGUACCUUACACCAAGUUCUAUCCAGGUACCUACUAAUAUAUUUAUAUGCAUCUCUACUCUAUGAUAUAUAUCAAUAUCUACUUUUGUAACGUUAUGGCACCAUUUAGUUGAACGUCGUUGUGGCACCAGGUAGCAAGUGAAGAAAACUUAGUCAUUUACGCGAGCGUUUUUCUGGCAACGGUUUAUUCAUUAAUAAAAACCAACUGGUGCCUCUAUAUUAUAUGAGUAUAGAGUGAUGAUUACGGGUAUAAGCAACAGCGCCAUCUAAUCGAAACAUUUUACAACGAAUUUUUACAAAAAAAUACAUCGAAAACCAAUGAGACCUGAAAAUGGUGCCACAACGUCUGUUGACUAUAUAAUUUUACCAGUAUAUUAAAAGGGACUUUUAAAUGUCGUUGUGGCACCAUUACGAAAAUUUGCCUAACGACCCCUGGCAGUGCCCUGAUGACAUUCCACACGAUUUUAAAUAAAAUACGUUGUGGCACCAUUUGGUGGUGCCACAACGUAAAUUUUGGUGCCUGAACGUGUGUAAAGUAUAUAAAAUGGUGCCACAAGUACAUCAAUUAUGAGUCUAUCUAUCUAUUUACCUACCUACCUAUCAUCUAUCUAUCUAUCUAUUUAUUAUUUUUCAUAUAUUUGUCUACCUACCUAUCUAUCUAUUUACCUAUUACUUACCUAUCAAUGUAUGAAAUUACUGAAAUGUCCGUGCUUACCUAUUUAUUUUUCAAUCUAUUUGUUUAUCAUUUACUUACAUUUUAUUCAUUCUUUCAUCCCUUUCCUACUUUAUUUCUUUUAUUCUAUGUAAAUGUGUUUUUAUUUGUUUUUCAAUUUCUCACCUCCUCCAUUGUUUUAUGAUUUUACUUGCCUAUCUGUUUCAUCAUUACCUAUGCCCAGAAAUAUCGAGUAGGUACCCCUAAAAAAGUUUUCUUUUAAAAUACUUUGGUUGGUCAGUGGUCACAGUGAAUGAUACGAGUAAUAAUGAUAGCAUAUGAUUGGUUGAUGGACUGGAGAGAUAACAUUCUACCAAUGACCGAUGGCAUCUAUUUCACGUUGCCAACCUAUAUUUUUAAUGUAAAACUUUCUUCGAGCUACUCGAUAUUUUUGGGCACCCUGUAUGUGGUAACCUCAUUGCUAAACACGAUAUUCAGAGUGCGAUGAAUGAGUAAUUUAUGAAAUGUAGAAUCAAGAAGUCUGUUGAUACGAGUUUGUUGCAAAAAAUGCUAAUAGGUACAGUUGAGUACAGUAUACAUGUUUCUGGUAGGCGUAGGAGUGACGUGAGAUAAUUAUAUUUUUUCCAAAACUUAUCGAGAGUAUUAUAAAUAGGUACUUGACAGUUGACACUCUUAUUGGUUUGAGCUUUGGUACUUACCUACUACUUACUACAACAUUUUUACCUAAUUUGAAUGUAUCAUUUCUUUCUUUCUCUUUCGAAGACAUACUUGCCUAAUUGAUUACUUCUUAUCUACUAAUUGUGUCAUGAUUGUUAUUUUUUUCUUUAUUUACUUAUUUAUAUUGUCAAUGUGUGUAUCUUUACAUUACAUUACCAAGAAUUGUUAUGUCUAACUUUGACUCGGGUAGAUAUUGGUUUUAUCAAACUCAGCCAAACACUUUUUCCGUUGCAAUUAUUUCUUUACCGCUUUCGUUGUUAAAAAAAUAUUUCAGUAGUACCUACCUAAGCUACACUAUGUGUGUAGUUUAGCUAGUAUAAAAAUUACUUACAUACUUGCAACUCUGCAAUCUAAACAUGCUAUGUAGGUAAACAAGCGAUUCGAAGAUCUAGACAUUAUUUAAUUUUUUUUCUACUGGUAAAACUACAUACUCAUUAGAGUUUUUGCGCGAAGCGCGAAAAAACUCUAUUGUAAUCACUUUUUCAUAGUCGUCAACGUCGUCGUCGUCGUCGUAGCAUUUUAAUUAUUAAAAUGCUAAGCAAUAUGCAAAAAAUUCUGAUGCCGGGUUCUUCGAAUUUUUGGAAACCACUUUCCAAAAUGACGUCGAAGAGACCCAAAAGUCGCCAAUAAUGACUCAAUUAUUGUCAGUGGUUCAUAAAGAACCACUUUCAGGUGACGACGAUCCACUGUUUGAAUUGUUGAAGUCUCAUUACAACCAGAUAACCGAUUUUACUUUAAAAACGAAGCUGCGCAACACUUUCUUAGACAUAAUAAAAAAAAAUGGAUAUAGAAAAUGGAAAUACUGGAGCUAUGUUUAAAUUCUUACGAGAACAGUGCAAUGCUAGCAACAAAAAGAAAACGUAUACAUAUAAGCGAAAAAUUUACGAUGUUAUAAUGGCUGGAACGGUGGAUGAGGACGAGUUACUUGAGGACAAAGAAGAAAAUGUUGAUGAAUCGACAAAAAUUGGAAGUGUAAAAAUUUUAAAGUUUGAACCGUAUUGAUGUCUAUAGUUCGUAUUUUGUUUUGUGAAUUUCCGAUUAAAUCCAUUUAAAUAAAUUUGAAAACAGCAAAAACUCUCUUGUAAUCAGCGAAUAGCUGAUGGCUUGUUUUUAGUGUAAUUAUUGGUAGAGAAGGAGUGAAGAAUGAGGAUCAUUUAGCUACCUACCUUAGCACUAUACUGCCUGUGUCUAGUGUGUAAUUGCACAUUUUCCAAAAUUCAAUUUUAUAUGUAGGUACACCUAUGUCAUGUAUUUCAUACGAGUUUUUGAAGUUAGUGUAGGUACACCAACGUACAAAAUUUUCAUCUUCAUGUUUUUCUAAACAGGUAGAUCAACAGGUAUACGAAUAUCACUCUCAUUUUCUCCAUAAUCUCGUUGAAAUGGAUUUCAUCUGUGGCCUCAAUUUUAAUGUGGUCCUACUCUGGGAAAUUUCACAAGAACUGCUAGUUGGCAGCAUGUAAAUGCGAUGCUUUGCUUAUGGAAUGUAGGAUCACAAUCCGUUGUUUUCAGAGAAUAAACAGUGGGGGGGGGGCGGCAUUCGAGUGGAGACCAAUUAGGUAAUAAUUGUUUUGUUAUCUACUGAAGAAGAUGAAAAAUGACGAGUACAUAAAAGAAAAAUCUAUAGUUGAUGUCCGCAGUAGCUUGAUGAUUACUGGCUGAGAAUCCUCCAUAAACAUCUUUUCUCAUUGUUUGCUUCUUUCUACCAGACAUUAUCUCUGACCAAUGUAUUUUAGUGUUUUUUUCAUUUAUACCUAAGUAUACAUAUCUUUUUCACCUCAUUUUUUUCCUCAUGUAAACUUUGCAAAGUUGGCUGUUAUUAGAAUUAAAUGUAGAAAAAAAAUGUGAGUUAUAUGCUGUUAACAUGUAAAUGUAGCUCUUUUAUUCGUGUUAUUACUUAUGUACUACCUGUUUAUUUCUUACCCACAUAUUGAAAUAUAUUGUUUUGUUUUUCCUUUU
This is a messenger RNA of Planococcus citri (citrus mealybug), 5413 nucleotides long. RefSeq names its product Kv channel-interacting protein 1-like. The transcript has 7 exons. The coding region runs from base 764 to 1630 and encodes 288 amino acids. Lineage: Eukaryota; Metazoa; Arthropoda; Insecta; Hemiptera; Pseudococcidae. The record is from RefSeq and is a predicted model, not a curated record. Gene Ontology annotation, molecular function: calcium ion binding.